Messenger RNA from Prorocentrum cordatum, 345 nucleotides. NCBI's taxonomy places the organism in Eukaryota, Dinophyceae, Prorocentrales, Prorocentraceae. The record is from the annotation of a GenBank genome assembly.
AUGUUUAGCACGCGUAGGUUUUUUGGGCGAAAUGCUACACGCACGCUUCCUACUCUUCCUCUUCUGCCGCCUCAUUCCUCUUUUGCCGACCUCCUGAAACUGAAUUUCCUCCCUGGCUGUAGCGCGUUGUCCCCAGUCUUGCAGAGGUCCGCAGAUGCGCCUCUCUCCUCCCUGCAUUGGGCCUUGCUGGGACCUCUGAAGCGGCUUGGGUGGGAGGAGGCUCCAUACCCGUUCUUUGGGAACCAGCAGCAUGUCCCCGCCGUGUCGCUGAAAUCUUUAUUUGUCGCGGGCGAGGGCAGCUGCUGCGCAGUCGCGCCCGACCUGCGAUGCCAUCUGCACCUCUAG